Cryptomeria japonica (Japanese cedar) is the source of this 2166-nucleotide messenger RNA. RefSeq names its product laccase-2. NCBI's taxonomy places the organism in Eukaryota, Viridiplantae, Streptophyta, Pinopsida, Cupressales, Cupressaceae. Gene Ontology annotation, cellular component: apoplast. Gene Ontology annotation, biological process: lignin catabolic process. The coding region runs from base 77 to 1783 and encodes 568 amino acids. Gene Ontology annotation, molecular function: hydroquinone:oxygen oxidoreductase activity; copper ion binding. The transcript is spliced from 6 exons. The record is from RefSeq and is a predicted model, not a curated record.
CACCCAAGAGCAGAACUUGUAGUUGAUUUGGGUUCACUCUUUGAGACCAAUAUUUGCCUAUCCUAUCUUGCACAAGAUGAAUUUUCAGAGGACAUUUUUCUUGUUCUUUUUGUUGGUCAUCGCUGAAAUUGUUGCUGCUAAGCAUGUUACUAAAUAUUUUGAGUUCAAUGUGCAAUAUCAAAAUGUGACUCGCUUAUGUCACACUAAGUCUAUGCUAACCAUCAAUGGUCAGUAUCCUGGGCCAACAAUUGCUGUGAAUGAAGGCGAUCAUGUUGUUAUCAAGGUUACAAAUCAUGUUGAGUACAACAUGACCAUCCACUGGCAUGGAAUUCGUCAGAUGAGGACCGGAUGGGCAGAUGGGCCGGCAUACAUUACACAGUGCCCAAUUCAGAAAGGGCAUUCAUACACCUACAAAUUCAAGGUGUUUCAACAGGUUGGUUCUCUGUUUUGGCACGCUCACAUUUCUUGGCAACGAGCAACCAUCCAUGGAGCCUUCAAUAUCUAUCCAAAGAAAGAAUAUCCAUAUCCUUUUCCUAAACCUGAUGCAGAAGCUCAAAUACUGUUCGGGGAGUGGUGGAAUGAUGAUGUAGAGACAAUAGUUGCUGAAGCCACCAAGUAUGGCGGAGGCCCAAACGUGUCGGAUGCAUAUACUAUCAAUGGCCAACCUGGCUUACUCUUUCCUUGCUCCUCUAAAGAUGUCUUUGUUCAACAUGUUGACCAUGGAAAGAGAUAUCUAUUUAGAAUUGUUAAUGCGGCCUUGAAUGACGAGCUCUUCUUCGCCAUAGCAAAUCAUAGCUUUACUGUAGUAGAGAUAGAUGCCACCUACACCAAACCCUACAAGACAGAAUUUAUCUUGAUAGCUCCAGGACAAACUAUGAGUGUUCUUGUAAUGGCAGACCAGCCCAAAGGAAGAUAUGUCAUGGCAGCCAGGCCAUAUGUGACCUCAGAUGUCCCAUUUGACAAUACCACAACUACUGCAAUCCUAGAAUACACAGAUCUAAAAUCCUCUGAAUCCCAUGAGUCUAGUCACCCUAUUUUUAUGCCGAAACUCCCAAAAAUGAGAGACUUCCUAUUGGCAACAGAAUUUUCCACCAGUCUGAGAAGCUUGAAUUCAAGAGAAUUCCCAUCUUGGGUUCCUCUAAAGAUUGACACCCAUCUGCUAUUUACAAUUGCACUUAACCUGCAGGACUGCCCAAAAGGCAAGAUUUGUAAGGGCUACUUUGGAGGAAGGUUCUCUGCAUCUGUGAACAAUCAAUCCUUUGUUCACCCUCAUAUUGCACUUCUCCAAGCUGCAUACCACAACAUUUCAGGGGUUUUUUCCCCUGAUUUUCCAAACAGGCCACCCCACCAGUUCAACUACACCGAUCUCAAGCUCAACCUGAACAUGAAUCCACAUUUCAGCACUAGAGUGAGUGUAAUUCCCUACAAUGCAAACGUACAGCUAAUUCUGCAGGAUACUAGUAUGAUGGGAACAGAGAACCACCCUAUUCAUAUCCAUGGCUUCAACUUUUUUGUAGUGGGGCAGGGGUUUGGAAACUACGAUCCCUUAAAGGAUCCUUCUUGUUUCAAUCUGGUGGAUCCCCCAAUGAGGAAUACCAUUGGGGUACCUAGUGGAGGAUGGGCUGUUCUCAGGUUUAAAGCAGAUAAUCCAGGGGUCUGGUUUAUGCACUGCCAUCUGGAGGUACACACAAGUUGGGGAUUAGCAAUGGCGUUCAUGGUAGAGAAUGGCCCAACUGCUCUAGAGUCUAUUCGUCGUCCGCCUUCUGAUCUCCCUCCCUGCUGAUUCUUUUAUCUGAACAUUUUGCAUGGUCUCUUCAGUACUGUUAUUCUUUGGUCCAUAGUGUAAUCUCUCGUUGAAAAAAGAGAAAUGAGAGAUCAUACUAUAGUUAGAUCGCUAGUAGAGAGGCCUGUUUCUCGCUUCUUAAAACAUUUUAUGGAUUCACUUUCUUCCAGUAAAAGCUUUACAUGGCAACUGUAAAUUAUAUUGAGUUCAGUUUUUCAUAAUUGUGACUAUCUAGUCAGAGCACAAAUAAUGACGGUGUACAUUCUAUGUUAAAUUAUAUAAAAAUAAAUCAUGGUUCUUGACAUAAAAGAUGGGUGGAAUGUGAUCAUACUCCCAAAAGUUGAUGUAGAAGUUCAAAUACAAUAAUAAAAGUCAUCAUUUUC